CUGAGAAGCUGGCAGGCUUUAGGUUUCCCGGGGGAGGAGCCGGUCUGCAGCGGGCGGAGCUGAGGGCUGGGGCCGGGCUUAGGCUAAGCGUGGCUGCCCGUGUCCCUCUCGCCUUCACACCCGCGCUGCUGCCGCCAACCUGAGCCAUGGGUUACCCAGCCCUCCUGCUCUCGCUCCUGGUUUUCUUGGCACCCGGGACCUGUAUAGACCCCCGGCGGGUACUAAGGACCCUCAGCAGCCUGCACUUGCCAACCAACCCCGCAUCCCGGUCCUCUGUAGCCAAGAAUUACUCAGUUUUUUAUUUCCAACAGAAGGUUGAUCAUUUUGGAUUCAAUAACAUGAAAACUUUUAAACAGCGGUACCUGCUAGCUGACAAACACUGGGAUAAAGAUGGUGGAUCGAUACUUUUCUACACUGGUAACGAAGGGGACAUUGUUUGGUUUUGUAAUAACACGGGGUUCAUGUGGGAUGUGGCUGAGGAACUGAAAGCUAUGUUAGUGUUUGCUGAACAUCGAUAUUAUGGAGAGUCCCUGCCCUUUGGCAACAACUCAUUCCAGGAUGGCAGACACUUGAAUUUUCUGACAUCAGAACAAGCUCUAGCUGAUUUUGUUGAGUUAAUCAAACAUUUGAAAAGAACAAUCCCAGGAGCUGAAGAUCAGCCUGUCAUUGCAAUAGGGGGCUCUUAUGGUGGUAUGCUUGCAGCCUGGUUCAGGAUGAAAUAUCCUCACAUAGUAGUUGGAGCCCUUGCAGCUUCUGCCCCUAUCUGGCAGUUUGAGGACUUUGUUCCUUGUGAUAUGUUUAUGAAGAUUGUAACUACAGAUUUUAAGAAAAGUGGUUCAAAUUGUUCAGUGACUAUCCUCAGGUCCUGGGAUGCCAUUAACAGACUCUCAAGUACAGGCAGUGGUCUACAAUGGCUUGCUCAAACCCUUCACUUAUGUAGCCCAUUGACAUUCGAGGACAUCCCAAAUUUGAAAGAAUGGAUUAUGGAAACUUGGGUGAAUCUGGCAAUGGUGAACUACCCUUAUGCAUCUAACUUUUUGCAGCCUUUGCCUGCUUGGCCUAUCAAGGUGGUGUGCCAGUAUUUGAUAAAUCCUAGUGUACCGGAUUCAAUGUUGAUACAGAAUAUUUUCCAAGCUCUGAAUGUAUAUUAUAAUUAUUCAGGCCAGGCAAAAUGCCUAAAUAUUUCAGAAACAGCAACUAAGAAUUUGGGAUCCCUGGGUUGGAGCUAUCAGGCUUGCACAGAAAUGGUCAUGCCCUUUUGUACCACUGGUAUUGAUGACAUGUUUGAACCUCACCAAUGGAACUUGAAGAAAUAUUCUGAUGAAUGUUUUAAACAAUGGGGUGUGAGACCAAGGCCCUCCUGGAUCAUUACCAUGUAUGGAGGGAAAAACAUCAAAUCACACUCGAACAUCAUUUUCAGGUGA
Messenger RNA from Urocitellus parryii (Arctic ground squirrel), 1424 nucleotides. The record is from RefSeq and is a predicted model, not a curated record. NCBI's taxonomy places the organism in Eukaryota, Metazoa, Chordata, Mammalia, Rodentia, Sciuridae.